AAUCACUCUGCUCUGUACACGGUGUUAUAUUGUCCGCUAUAUUGUUCCAAUACUGUCAGUUAUAUAAACCGUGGAUGUUGUAUCAGAAAUUAAAUACAGUAACCGCUGAUCUACUGAAACCAUCGUAAAACGGUUUUAAAGAACAAUGGACGGUCAUGAUUUAAGAUAAUUAUGCUAGACAUAUUAAAUUUGGAUAAAUUCGUUUUGGUUAUUUCCUGUGCUCAGUGAACAACUGGAUAAUUAAAAGUCUAUGAUGAAUAACAGCUCGCGCGGGAGUGACGAAAUGACGUCCACAAUGUACAGAAAUUUGGAAGCCUACGCUUUGGCGUAUUGGUACAUGCAUCCAUAUAUCAGCCUGGUAAUUUGUACGUUCGGGAUUUCCACAAACAUCGUCAACAUCGUAAUCUUAUGCCAGAAGAAGAUGAUUAAUUCAAUAAACUGUAUUCUCACUGGGAUAGCAAUCUCUGAUAUUUUAACGAUGCUUGACUAUGUGCCGUAUGCAAUGCACUAUUACCUUCUGACGGAUCUAAACGACCGGCUUAAGAGAUACACGUACGGGUGGAGUCAUUAUUUAGCUGUCCAUUCCUGUUUGAGUAUAACAACUCAUACUGUAUCACUUUGGUUAGCCGUUCUCAUGUCGGCGAUAAGAUACUUUUUUAUCCGCUCAAGGGGACGCUGGAACAUGAGUGUAACACGUACCAGAGCUGCAAUCGUUGGUGUUUAUAUAGCUUCAAUCAUUGUGUCGGUUCCAAACUACGUUGUUACAGAUGUUAUACCAGUACCAGUACCUUCUCAUAACGCAACAAUCUACAGAAUAAAAAAUCUCCAGAUUUAUUUGAAAAACUCAACGACUAUGAACGCCAUAAAUGUUUGGCUAUUCAUCUUAGUUGGAAAAGUAUUGCCUUGUGUUUUAAUUUGUGUCUUCGGUUUCUUUUUGCUAAAAACAUUGCGUGAAAGUCAACAACUCAGCGAGUCAUUAAAGCUUACGGCUACAUCGAGAAGAAUGCGUGCGCAUAAAAGAACAACUGUUAUGCUUUUGGCCAUCAUUACAAUGUUUAUUAUAUCAGAGCUGCCAGCGGCUAUUCUUGUCCUAAUCUCAGUGUUUAAAGAGAAGUUCUUCAUGGAUUAUUACAUGUUGUUUGCCGAUACCCUUGACAUAUUGUCUCUGACAAAUAACGCGAUCAAUUUCAUAAUGUACUGCAUAAUGAGCAGACAAUUUAGAGACUGUCUAUGUGAAAACCUACCAGUUUGUUCCACAACUUACAGCAAAUAUCAUUCUGCAAAGACUUCGGAGGGUAUUGUCAAUACUAGAACGGUAAAUACGGCUAAUGUCGGCCAAAAAGAUAGAAGCCUUUGACUUUGAGAAUUGAAAUUGCUUUAAACAACAUAUUUGUACAAUUUAUACCUUGGCAUAACUAUUCUAAUUUUAAUGUGCAGCUAUCACAAGUUCUGUUUAUUUACAUAAUUAUAUUACCUUCAUAAGGAAAUGUAUUCAUAUCAUAAUCAGCUUUACUCAUGCUUACAAACUAUGUAUUAUAUGAACUUUGUUUGUUGGAUACAUAAAUCAUAUGUAAGUAAACAUUUGCACUCAUUUUGUAAGCUAUGUUCAAAACACUAUAAACUUACGCAAUGCCCUAUAUGUAGAUGUUUUAAUUCAUAAUUGUAUUAUCAUUAAAUAUCA
This is a messenger RNA of Ruditapes philippinarum (Manila clam), 1681 nucleotides long. Its product is annotated as G-protein coupled receptor dmsr-1-like. Lineage: Eukaryota; Metazoa; Mollusca; Bivalvia; Venerida; Veneridae. Gene Ontology annotation, cellular component: membrane. The record is from RefSeq and is a predicted model, not a curated record. The transcript is spliced from 4 exons. Gene Ontology annotation, molecular function: G protein-coupled peptide receptor activity. Gene Ontology annotation, biological process: G protein-coupled receptor signaling pathway. Bases 251 to 1357 code for a protein of 368 amino acids.